This is a messenger RNA of Corticium candelabrum, 1748 nucleotides long. RefSeq names its product acid sphingomyelinase-like phosphodiesterase 3a. Gene Ontology annotation, molecular function: phosphoric diester hydrolase activity. Lineage: Eukaryota; Metazoa; Porifera; Homoscleromorpha; Homosclerophorida; Plakinidae. The record is from RefSeq and is a predicted model, not a curated record. The transcript is spliced from 3 exons. Bases 107 to 1618 code for a protein of 503 amino acids.
GGAGAAAACUGAUCGGAGGAGGGACUGCCAUUGUUGAGGACCUUUUAUAUUUAAAUUCUUAACAGUUCCAGUUGGUGCCGUGCGUCUUUGUUUGUUGACUUCUCAAAUGGCUGACAAAGAACUUUAUGAACCCCUCCGCUAUGACAGAGCGUUUGGGAGAUCCCGAUCUAGAUCUGCUUGUUUUGUUGCAUCUGUGGCUACCUUUGUUGCUGCUACUCUUGCGAUUGUUCUAGCUGUUGUAUGGGUUGAACAACUUCCAUGUGAUUCGAGCAGCAGCAGCAGCAAACAGCAGACACAAUUUUCGAUGGAAUGGAUUAGAUUCUUCCACAUCUCUGACGUCCAUCUGGAUCCCGAGUACGACGAAACCAUAUCAGCAGCAACAUUCUGUCGUAACUCGACUGGUUCUAUGCCUGCUGACUUCUCUGCUCCCUAUGGUAGAGUGGGUUGUGACUCUCCAAACAAAUUAGUAAAAAAUGUGUUUCAUGCAAUGAAAAAUGCGAGCAAGACUGAUCAGCCUGACUUCAUUGUUGUCACGGGAGACAUGUCUGCUCACCAUCUCGGAUCAUCAACUGGAAAUAACGUGCUUUAUGCCAUAACUGUUGCAACAGAAGAACUGCAGAAAACGUUUCCAAGCACUUAUGUUUUCCCCUGUUUGGGAAACAAUGACGUUCCUGAGGAUUAUUACAUCCCGCCACAACCCAAUGCUACAGAGUGGUAUGAGAAACUGUUGGAUUUAUGGAAAUCAACCAUCUUUUGUUCUAGUUGUCAAGGACGAGUCAAGCACCCACCUGUAAAUGAACGUGAAUUUAGACAAACUUUCCUAAAAGGCGGAUAUUACAAAGCACAAAUUUCACCCAAAAUGAUCCUGCUAGUUUUGAAUACAAUCUAUUACAGCACAAAGGCAACUGUGCGAAAUCAAGUAUUUCUGGAGACAGCACAAGGUCAAUUGGACUGGUUGAAGUCUGAACUACAGAAAGCUUCAGUUAAUGGACAUAAAGUGAUUAUAUCUGGUCAUAUACCACCGGGCUUUGAUCCCUAUUCCUUGUCAACGUAUUGGUAUGAUGAUUACACAACUUUCUAUGUGAAAUACACGUCAGAAGUAUAUCCUCAUGUAAUCGGAGGUCAGCUAUAUGGUCAUUUGCACAAAGAUGACUUCAGAUUCUUCAAUGGGAAUUCAAAGGAACCCUCAGUGCAAAAGUCUUCUGCAAUGUUGCUCACUGCAUCUCUCACACCAGUGUAUCGAAAUAAUCCAACAUUUCGUCUUAUGUAUGUGGAUGAUGAUAAAGGCACGUUUACAGACUACAAACAGUGGUACCUAAGCUUAACUACUGCAGAUGAAUUCAUGGUCACAAAUUGGCUGUACGAAUAUACAUUCUCUGAAGCUUUCCCAUCAGCCCUUGGCCAAGUAAUCAAUCCUCAGAGAAUCCUUGACAUUGCAAAUGGGAUUAUCAGCAAGACAAAAGAAAGUACUUGGCUUCAGUAUAUCUGGCACCGACAAGUUGAAUAUCUACCAGAUGAAAAGACCUUCUCACGCAACCGUCUGUAUUGCUGUUUGCGAUGUUCUAAUGAUACAGAAUUUGAUCAAUGCAAGCAAAGUCUACCUUUUAUUCCAGGAUAAAGUGUGCGUGGAUUAAAGAGGCAUGAUGGACAGCAUAAUUCGGUGCAUUGCCAUAACAUUGAAUGGUAUUGCAUUGCUACAUAACGUUGAAUGGUAUUGUUCUGAUAAAGAAGUGUUGCUCAUCUCUAAA